CGUCUUCAAACAACAUGUUGAUGUGUUUAUUAUAAUAAUUAUUAAUCGUUAGGGAAAGUUAUUAUUACUAUUAAGAGUUAGAACAGAAUAAAGUGAGUGAAUUUGUGUAUUUUUGGUGAUUUUUGUGGCGAUUUGUUAUACCAAGGAUACUUAGUGUGAUAAUAAUCAAGGAUUAUUAAUAAUUAUUAAAGACUAUCUUUAGAAAAACAUUCGUAGGUCAGACUUUGUUGGUGGAAAAAGUUAAAAAAAUGAGAGCAGUGUAUUUGAUUGUUAUUAUUGCUCUAUCAACCAAAGUAUUCGCGACCAAAGACCUCCGCCUGCUAUUCCCUCUUGAUAAGCAGUACGUAUACGAGGUCCACGCCUCUCUGUCUACCCUCUCAAGCGCUAGCGAUGGCUACAAAGACACUUCCUGGAGCCUCACAGGCCGCCUGAAGGCCCAAGUCUUCGACAACGAAAGCCAUGUGAGAUACGAAUUGGACGACAUAAAGGUCCAUGUAACAAGCAAAACUGAUGGCCACAUAUCCUAUCAGUUUGAUAACGAACUCGCACCAUUGAAAUUACCAUGGAUCGUAGAAUAUUAUAAGGAUAUUUGUCUCAUCGAAGCCAUAUUCCUGCCGGCAGAACCCACGUGGGUCUCAAAUGUGAAACGCGCACUCAGUCUGAACUUCCAAUUGAAGAAGGGCGAAGGGAUCUACACCAGCUAUGAACCCUGCAUCCACGACUACCGCUGCCUCACCACCUACGUCACAGACAAGAACAAGAUCAAAAAGUUUACGUCCUCACCCUCAUCUCCCAAGUUCGGGAACAGCUGGCGGUCUGUACCAUGGACUGACCCCGUCUACCGCCAAGAUCAGGCUCUGUGGAACUCUAUUCCGGACACAACUUCAGUUUCCACUGAGAGGGAGUACGGAUUGAAUGACAGAACCGGUCUGACAGAUAUAUCCAUGUCAGAAUUCAUAGUAUACAAGCUGGACGACACAGAACUGAAGGUGCUAACUGAGUUGACAAUACAGUACGACAAUGAGCCAGAUCUUCAGCCUAAGAAGCCGGAGAACCUCGAGGUUACCAGGUCCAGCGUCAAGUAUGACAGGGAGAGCUGUCAAGACUCCCUCUGUGGCAUCAUGACUGUCACCCAGGGGCAUUUGAAGAACAGGACCUUUGAGAUAUUGUUAAAGAUUGCCAAAAAAGGAAUUGACGCUGACAACAUAGUGAGAAACUCCUCCAUGAUUCAUAGCCUUGAUUUUAUUAAUCUACUGAGCACCAUAUCUCAACUGAACUACACAACCCUGAAGAGAAUCUUCGAAGACCUUGUCUUGGGAACUAGCUACGAGCUGGAGACUUCUAGAAAUAUAUUCCUAGAGAUGCUUCCGUACGCUGGCUCAGAUGCUUCAGUUAGAUUUGUGAAGCACUUAGUCAUUGAGGAGAAGGAAAAAAUAGAAGAUUCCGCGCUGAUAGCAAUGAUCAGAAAGCUACCGUUCACUGGAGCGAACUACACCCAGGAGUUGUUGCAGGAACUUGAACCGUUCACCAAAUUGGGACUGGACUUCCCUCAGGAAAUCAGACACUCGGCUAUCCUCAGCUUCUCCACCCUCCUGCAUCAGACCAAGAGGGAUGGGAAAGUGGGCGAUGACUACUUCGACAAUAUGGUGGUGAAAUACGUCAGGAUGUACAGUGAUUGUCCACACUACAUGGACAGACUGAUCUGGCUGCAAGGCAUCAGCAACAUCGGCUUCUGGGCACAGAAGUACACGAUGGAGAUAUUCACUGACACUUCCAAGAAACGAAACGAAAGGCUAUGGGCUGCAUUCUCUACCAACUACAUUGACAACCAAUACUAUACUGAUGGACAAGUUCGGAUAGUAGACCUGCUCCUCCCGAUCCUGACCAACUCCACCGAAGAUCUACAAAUCAAAAUGGCGGCCGUCCACGUGUUUCUGACGUCAACAGCGAUUACUCAGAAUGAUUUCUUGACUAUCCAAAGAUAUUUGGUCAGAGAUGAGACUCUGUACCGGUUUUGGUACAUGGCCAUCAAGAGUUUGGAGUUGAAUAAAAACUUCGAUGGUUAUAAGUUGGCCUCAAUGUACGUCCCAGCAGUAUCAGGCCUGAAGUACUACCUCAACACGGACUUCUGGUCGGUCAACAACCUCAUCAUCAGCUCCGCCGACCAGUCGUCCACCCUCCACCUGCUGUCCACUGGGAACCCUGGAGAACUGCCCAACUUCGCUGGUCUGAGGCUGUCGGUGGGAGGAAAUAGAGUUUCUGUCUACAUCUCAGCAGAAGGCGUAGCCUCCAACAUAUACAAGAGGAUGCACAACUUCAACGAGGAUGAGCUGAAGAUGGAGAAACUGGUGGAACUCCUGAAAGAGUUCAAGGUGUGGGCCACAAAGUCUUCGGAAGAGGUGCACAUAGAUUUUGUAGUCAAAAUCCAAGAGAAAGCUAUUUUCGUCUCGCACAUGAAUCAAACUAGGUUUGACAGCUGGAACUUGCUGGAAUUGGCCAAGUCAGUAAACGAAUUCUUACGACUCGGCAGCCACAUCAAUCAGCAGCUCGUCUACUGCCCGACGCAUAAGGAGUUGAUUUUCCCAAACGAGCUCGGUAUACCAGUAAAACUACAAACGACUACACUAUCGUUCACUUCAAUCCGAGGAAACCUUACAACACCAUCGACAGAUCUGCACAUAAGGUAUCAAGGCGUAACCCUGACAUCCCUGUCGUCUUUCGGCGCGUUCUUCCAAUCUGAGCACACGAUGAGAGUGCAAACCUCCACGGUAGCUCACUUGCCCAUCAAGUUCAACGUCACUGCUGGACCCACUGGGGUGGUGAACUUCAUAUCACCAAACCUGCAACGCGGUGGUAUAGUGAUGCACACCAGAGUACAAGUGGAGAAGCGAGCCAAUGGAACGGUCGAUGCUUUCACUUUGAAACGCGACGGGCAUGAUUAUGAGGUAAACGAAUCGAGCAUAUAUUUUGACUGCGACCACUCCGCUGCAGGUUUGGGAUUCGAGGAUCUCUUCACCACCAGCUUCUACGACUUCCUCAAUUCCCUGCGCUCCUCCAGAUUGAUCCUCAACAGUUUCCCUAUCCUUGUCUCCUCGCCCUCUAAGUCUUGCGGCGUCAUCUACCCUCCCAAGACCUUGGGAGAUGAUAAGGGGCUCUUGGCCACCCUGGUGGUAGACGACGCACCAUCAGUCGUUGGGUUCCUAUCAGGGCAGCAGGAGCAGUUGAAAUUGACGCUGCUUUUAAAGUAUUAUAGACAGGACGUUGAAGCUCCAGAAGAUGAUACCAUCUUCAAACUGGAUGCGGAGUUCGAAAUAAACAAUUUGGACGACAAAGUAACUACGAGGCUUGUUGCCAAUGGAUCCAGGCCUAAAUCACCAGGGUCUAACUGGAGGCUGUUAAUAGAGAACCAAGACUUCAAUAUCUAUGCCAAGAACAUGCCUCAAGGCACCAGCUACGCCGGCAGCUUCGCCGUCAACUUCGUGACGUCAUCCAAGGCCAGGGUUCUGAAGGUGGAAUACAGCGACAAUAAAUACUCCUUGGGGAAACUCCUCAACUUGAAGAUUACUAACAAAAAUUUACCAAGUGACAUGUUGGCCAAUCUGGGCCUAGGAUGCGAAGCAGAGACCUUCAGGCAAAAACCUUUGUUCAGUACUUCUGAAGAUCUCGCCCAAUUCAACGUUACUUUAGAGGUGAAGAACGCUAUAGCAUCAUUGGCUGUGAAUAAUGACGCGAAGAUUCAAUUUGUGUCGCUCGGCUUUGAUAGACUCUUCGAAGCCUGGACCAAUCUGAAGAUGAUAAACAACUACUACAAGGAAUUCUCGCCGUCGCAAAACGGUACAGCGGAGAAAAAUUUCGAGACGUGGUUCAGGUUCGGGCCCCACGGAGGCACCACCGAGUGCACUGAACGACUUCUGCUAGGCGACUGUACUGAGAAACCCAGGUUCGCAAUCACCCAACUCAAGCAGGGGGGGCUGAAGGUUUACGCGGGGGGGUACUACGUCACAGUGGAGAGGACGGGGAGGCAGAACAUGUUCAUCAAUAUGACGCAGUCAGACAACCAUUUGAAGGUCUCCGAAAUCAAGAACGGCGUGAAGAUCACCUCGCCUCACACAGGCGUCCAGGUCUAUUACAGACACCAGGAUAUGCUGAUCCUGGUGCCAAGCUCGCAUCUCCACGCCAUCUGUGGGCAUAUCGUGGCAUCUUUGCCCACAGAUGCUAGAAUCUGUGGGAAACACUAAUUAAGAUAGUGUAACAUAGCGGUCGACAAAUGUUAUGUAGAAUCAUAUGUCGACAGAUGCUAGACUAGAAUCUGUGAGACAUUAGAGCUCGCUCCUGCACGCCAUCUGUGAGCAUAGCGUGGCAUCUUUGCCCACAGAUGCCAGAAUCUGUGGGAAGCACUAACUAUAGGAUAUCGAGACAUCUCUGUCGACAUAAUAUCUCAUGUAGCAUCUGCACUCUAGACAAGUGGCAAGACGUGACAGUUGUAAUUCGAAAUUCCUACGUUCCAGCGUUUUUGUUUGUACUCGUAGUUAUUUGUACAUCGCUCUGUGACGGAAAUUCUAAGUUGCAAAUGUCACGUUUUGCCAAUUACCUAGGGGGGCUGGGGCAGGCAAUAACUAGGAUAGCGUGGCAUCUCUGCUCAUAGAUGCUAGAAUCUGUGGGACAUUAGAGCUCGCAUCUCCACGCCAUCAAAUCUGUGGCCAUAUCGUGGCAUCUUUGCCCACAGAUGCUAGGAUCUGUGGGAAACACUAAUUAAGAUUGCGUGGCAUUUCUGCUCAUAGAUGCUAAGAUGCUAGAAUCUGUGAGAGUCCUUAGAGGCUCUCUAGAGAGUCACUGUAAUCUGUGAGAAGCACUAAUUAAGAUAGCGUGGCAUCUCUGUCGACAAAUGUUAUUUAGGAUCAUAUGCUAACAGAUGCUAUCUGCAUAGAAUCUGUGGGACAUUAGGGCUCCCAUCUUCAUACUAUCUGUGGGCAUAGAGUGGCAUCUUUGUCCACAAAUGCUAGAAUCUGUGGGAA
Ostrinia furnacalis (Asian corn borer) is the source of this 5015-nucleotide messenger RNA. It is a transcript of the gene cv-d, whose product is annotated as vitellogenin-like lipoprotein. The transcript is spliced from 31 exons. Gene Ontology annotation, molecular function: lipid carrier activity. The record is from RefSeq and is a predicted model, not a curated record. Gene Ontology annotation, biological process: lipid transport. Lineage: Eukaryota; Metazoa; Arthropoda; Insecta; Lepidoptera; Crambidae. Bases 249 to 4238 code for a protein of 1329 amino acids.